Messenger RNA from Hypomesus transpacificus, 1221 nucleotides. RefSeq names its product alpha-2A adrenergic receptor-like. The coding region runs from base 1 to 1221 and encodes 406 amino acids. The transcript has a single exon. The record is from RefSeq and is a predicted model, not a curated record. Gene Ontology annotation, cellular component: membrane. Gene Ontology annotation, molecular function: adrenergic receptor activity. Gene Ontology annotation, biological process: adenylate cyclase-activating adrenergic receptor signaling pathway. Lineage: Eukaryota; Metazoa; Chordata; Actinopteri; Osmeriformes; Osmeridae.
AUGGGCUGUGAUAACUCAACCAACAGUAACGGGACCUUGCUUGGCAAGCUUCCUUACUCUGUGCAGACCUCAGUGCCUCUCACAAUACUGGUGGGUUUUCUGAUUCUCCUGACUGUGUUUGGCAAUGUGCUGGUAGUCAUUGCUGUGUUCACAUGCCGGGGCCUGAGAGCACCUCAGAACUUGUUUCUAGUGUCUUUGGCAUGUGCAGACAUUCUGGUGGCCACUCUGGUAAUGCCCUUCUCUCUGGCCAAUGAACUAAUGGGAUACUGGUACUUUGGUAAAGUCUGGUGUGAGAUUUACCUGGCUCUGGAUGUUCUCUUCUGCACUUCCUCCAUCGUACAUCUGUGUGCCAUUAGUCUGGACCGAUACUGGUCUGUCACGCAGGCCAUUGUGUACAAUCUGAAGAGGACACCACGCAGAAUAAAAUGCAUAGUGUUUAUUGUGUGGGUGCUGGCAGCCAUAAUCUCCUUCCCACCUCUGAUUUCCAUGGAGAAGGAGGGAGCCAAGGAGGAAGGUCCCACAUGUAAGAUCAACGAGGAGAAGUGGUACAUCAUCUUCUCCAGCGCGGCAUCUUUCUUUGCCCCCUGCGUGAUCAUGAUCCUUGUUUACGUUCGAAUCUACCAGGUAGCCAAGAAGAGAAGCAGAGCCCCCCCAGGUGAGAAGAGGAGGAACUAUGACAAACAUGAUGAAAGACAGUACGGGUUAGUCCAGCAGGAGCCCCCCGAGAGGCAGGGAGGAGAGGCGGAGAAGGGGGAGAAGGGAGCAGCUGAAGGCAAAGAGGUCAAUGGGGUCCACGUGGACGAGGAGUGUUCUUCUUCAGAUGCCAACGAAAACCACACCUGCUCCAUCAAGAGGAAGAGGAAGAAGGGAAAGACCAAAGUGAGCCAAGUCAAACCGGGAGAGCCCUCACCGCGGGCGGACACGCAGCCCUGUGUCAAAGUGAGCAGGUGGAAAGGGAGGCAGAACAGAGAGAAGCGCUUCACGUUUGUUCUAGCCGUGGUCAUGGGCGUGUUUGUUAUUUGCUGGUUCCCCUUUUUCUUCACCUAUACACUUACAGCCUUGUGUGAUUCCUGCUGUGUUCCACAGACUUUGUUCAAUUGCUUCUUCUGGUUUGGAUAUUGUAAUAGCUCACUGAAUCCAGUAAUAUACACCGUAUUCAACAAUGACUUUCGAAGGUCUUUCAAAAAGAUCCUUUGCAAGAGGGACAAAAGAGGAUUAUGA